Messenger RNA from Centropristis striata (black sea bass), 2751 nucleotides. It is a transcript of the gene syt10, whose product is annotated as synaptotagmin X. NCBI's taxonomy places the organism in Eukaryota, Metazoa, Chordata, Actinopteri, Perciformes, Serranidae. The transcript is spliced from 7 exons. The coding region runs from base 270 to 1916 and encodes 548 amino acids. Gene Ontology annotation, molecular function: calcium-dependent phospholipid binding; clathrin binding; syntaxin binding. Gene Ontology annotation, cellular component: membrane. Gene Ontology annotation, biological process: regulation of dopamine secretion; calcium-ion regulated exocytosis; cellular response to calcium ion. The record is from RefSeq and is a predicted model, not a curated record.
GAAGGCGCGCGCACACAGGUCGCCAGUCUCGCUACAGCCGCCAACCAACAGGACUCCAUGGCAAACUGAUGCGCAUCGCUAUUGGACGCAGCCAGGGUUGGACUCCAGCACCCCACUGCCGCCGCCUGUUACUCAAACGCAGGGAGCGCGUCUGGCCAGUCGCUCCUCGUUGCGCGCUGGAUAUGGAUCAGGACGCAGCGCGCCUCCCUGCUGUCUCCCGCGGACAGGCUGCACUCUGCGGCGCGUAAAAAAACACAAAAGGUGCCCAAAUGAACCACCGCCCUCCCGGCCACUCUGGCGUGCAAUGGCUUAACAGGAGAGACAUGAGUGUCCGGACGGAGGACAGCAUCACCUUGUGCCAAAGGGCUCUCCAAAUCGUUACGGAACUUUGUCUCACGGGACACGUGGACCGGGAGAAAUGUUCGGAUAUAUUCCCCCUGGAGAGCACCAUACCAGGUAAAGGACACGCAGACAUCUCUAUUAGUCUCCUUGCUGUGGUCGUGGGUUUCUGUGGCCUCGCCCUGUUGGUAGUCUCUCUCUUUGUCUUUUGGAAGCUGUGCUGGCCCAUUUGGAGGAGCAAGGCUCUGUCGGCCCACGCCGAAAAUGGCCUGCAUGUGGGUUUCCCCGAGGCGCCGCCGCUCAGCUCCCCGCCGGUGUGUAAAGCUGCGGAGGUGGAGAAGAAGUACCCGCUGGAGGUGAAGGCAAACGGCAGGAGCACCGUCAAGCUCCUGGAGGCGGCCAUGAAGAUCAGCCAGACGUCUCCGGACAUCCCCGCCGAGGUGCAAACAGCCCUGAGGGAGAAGCUGAGCCAGCAGGCAAAGAUCCAGAGGCAGACCACGGAGCCCACCUCCUCCUCCAGGCACAAUUCAUUCCGCCGCCACCUGCCUCGUCAGAUGAAUGUCACCAGCGUCGACUUCAGCAUGGACACAGUGCCUCUCCGCCAGUCUUCUACAGUGAGCAUUGGAAGAAUAAAGCCUGAACUCUACAAGCAGAAAUCUGUGGACUCGGAGGAUGGGGCCAAAGAGCCCGUGGAGACUUGCGGAAAGCUCAGCUUCUCGCUGCGUUACGACUACGAGGAGCAAGCGUUGGUGGUGAGAAUCCUCAAGGCCUUGGACCUGCCUGCCAAAGACUUCACGGGCACCUCUGACCCAUACGUGAAGAUCUACCUGCUGCCGGAGAGGAAGAAGAAGUACCAGACGCGUGUCCACCGCAAGAACCUGAACCCCAUGUUCGACGAGACCUUCUGUUUCCCCGUGGUGUACGACGAGAUCUGCAACCGAAAGCUUCACUUCAGCGUCUACGACUUCGACCGCUUCACCAGCCACGAUAUGAUUGGCGAGGUGGUGGUGGACAACCUCUUUGAACUCUCUGAUCUUUCCAGGGAGGCCGUGGUGUGGAAGGAUAUUCACGCAGCAACUACGGAGAGUGUUGACCUGGGAGAGAUCAUGUACUCGCUGUGCUACCUCCCCACAGCAGGGAGAAUGACCCUGACAGUCAUCAAAUGCAGAAACCUCAAAGCCAUGGACAUCACAGGCUCCUCAGACCCUUAUGUGAAGGUUUACCUGAUAUGUGAUGGACGGAGGUUAAAGAAGCGAAAAACGACCACGAAGAAAAGCACGCUCAACCCCGUGUACAACGAGGCCAUCAUCUUCGACAUUCCCCCGGAGAACGUGGAACAAGUCAGUCUGUCCAUCAUGGUGAUGGAUUACGAUCGUGUUGGACACAACGAGGUGAUUGGUGUGUGUCGCACCGGGCCGGACGCUGAGGGUCUUGGACGAGAUCAUUGGAACGAAAUGUUGGCUUACCCGCGGAAACCCAUCACACACUGGCACGCUCUGGGAGAGUGGCCUGGAAGAGCAGCUAGCUUUGAGAGUCAAGGCUCGUGUCCUUCGCCCAAACCUCCGCAGACGCCCUGACGAUGGAAGGAAGCAGAAGUUUCUUUAGGUUUUGCUGAGAAGUUGUGUUGCCUAUGAGUCUCUUGUCAGCAUGUUGUAUGAAACUUUCAGACGCGUUUGUUACAUGUUACAAGGUUGUAUUGAAAUUGUUCUUUGCUGGAACUCGGGUCCUUCAAGUGCUCUACAGAGCUGGCUAUGCACAGCACUCACGGUCAUACACUUUGUUUGUGAAAUUCUCAGAAUAAUUUUGUUCGCCAAACAUUUACUCAGACCAAAUGAAUGGUAGAUAUCGCUGCAGAAAGUCCACAGUGAUUCUCUUGCAGCUGUUUCAACCUCAAACUUUUUUUUGGCCCCUAGACCUCUUCAGUGAGAUAGUAUUUUACUUUGAAAAGGCAGGAAGUUAAAGGGCUACACUGCUCAAUGCUGUAAAAACGAGAAAAUACAGUCAAUAACUCCAGUGAGUCCUGGUCCAGGUUUUGGCUGAGGAAUAACAAAACCAUAGAAAUAGAAUGAGAGUAGAAUGAACAUUCCCAUUCAAAUCAGCCGAACAGGAAUGUGUUGUAGCUGCCACCUUCAGUAUAAACCAGAGACUUGAACUUUAGCCACUGCUUUGAUGACUUGCAACUAGGGUUGCAAAUGGGUGGAACAUUUCUGGUAAUUUUUUGGCAAAUUUCCAGAAACAUUCCAUGGGAAGUUAAGCUGGGGAUUUUGGAAAUAUUAUUAUUUUUAAUGACAUUAUAACAGAUUUAUUUGUAAGUAGAAAUUUAUCAACAAAAACAUGAAAGUUGAGUUAAAUAUUACCCACCCCCCAACCCUACCCAUUCAAAAAGUAAGUAAAAAUCCCCCCCCCAAAAAA